This is a messenger RNA of Entelurus aequoreus (snake pipefish), 4020 nucleotides long. RefSeq names its product gremlin-2-like. The coding region runs from base 321 to 935 and encodes 204 amino acids. Gene Ontology annotation, biological process: animal organ morphogenesis. The transcript is spliced from 2 exons. Gene Ontology annotation, molecular function: BMP binding; receptor ligand activity. The record is from RefSeq and is a predicted model, not a curated record. NCBI's taxonomy places the organism in Eukaryota, Metazoa, Chordata, Actinopteri, Syngnathiformes, Syngnathidae.
AGAGGGUGGUGUGGAUUCAAACUAAGUCUGAAGGCUUUCCAGUCCCUGGAACACUCUCUCUCUCACACACACACACACACACAUGCACACACAUGCACACACACACACACACAUGCACACACACACGCACACACACUUUACAAACACCAACUGAGAGCUGGUCUGGCCGUCUUGGAGUCCUGGCGCUGCUCACUAGAACCACAGGAGAGACAAAACAAUAUGACAGACGGGUCAAAAGUCAACAAGCCUGAGGAUACUGCAGACUUUGUUGUCAUGGAAACCGGAGCCUGGCAGCGGACGCAAGGACCGCCGAUGGAAGAAUGACCUGCCUGGACCGCGUCCUCCACACGCCACCUUCACGCAACUGUGCUGAGAGAAUGCUGUGGACAAUCACCAUCCCAGUCUUACUGGCAGGAGUGCUGUGCAUCACCGGUGAGACCAGAAGGCACCGCCCCCAUGGCUACAUCCCGUCCCCGCACAAGACUAAAGGGAACCUGUCCUCCGUGCGCCACCACCGGCUCCUCCAUCAGAAGCCCGAGGUGCUCUCCUCCAGCCGGGAGGCCUUGGUGGUGACCGAGGGUCGCUACCUCCGCAGGGACUGGUGCAAAACCCAACCCUUACGCCAGACCAUUAGCGAAGAGGGCUGCCGGAGCCGCACGGUGGUCAACCGCUUCUGCUACGGCCAGUGCAACUCCUUCUACAUCCCCCGGCACCUGGGUCCCCAGAAUCGAGGACACGGUUCCGGAAGGAAAGGCCACAACAAAGCCCAGGAGCCCUUUCAAUCGUGCUCCUUCUGCAGGCCGCACCGCGUCACGCAGCUCACCGUGCAGCUGGACUGCCCGGACCUGCAGCCGCCUUUCAGGCACCGCAAAGUGCAGCGGGUCAAACAGUGCCGCUGCAUGUCGGUGGAGGUGAACGGACACGGGAAGCUGUGAGACAAUAGCUUCUUGUCCUUGACAUGAACCACAGACACUGAUUGAAGAGCAGAGGACUUGUGGACAAGGGUCUAAGAGACUUGUGGUGUGGACAAGGGUCUAAGAGACUUGUGGUGUGGACAAGGGUCUAAGAAACUUGUGGUGUGGACAAGGGUCUAAGAGACUUGUGGUGUGGACAAGGGUCUAAGAGACUUGUGGUGUGGACAAGGGUCUAAAAGACUUGUGGUGUGGACAAGGAUCUAAGAGACUUGUGGUGUGGACAAGGGUCUAAAAGACUUGUGGUGUGGACAAGGGUCUAAGAGACUUGUGGUGUGGACAAGGGUCUAAGAGACUUGUGGUGUGGACAAGGGUCUAAGAGACUCGUGGUGUGGACAAGGGUCUAAGAGACUCGUGGUGUGGACAAGGGUCUAAGAAACUUGUGGUGUGGACUAGACAUGGACUUCCAAGCCAGAGCCACAUGCCAGGUCUUUUCCCUGGGGCAGAUGUGGACUGGACUUCAGGAGGACUACUCUUCUUUCAACACCUUUUCAGUGUCCCAGAUGCUGCACGGAAGAAGACUGUGGUGCCAGAGUCACACGUCAAAAGUAUGCAGAGAAAACAACAUGAAUUUUGUGGAAAAUGACACAGAAAUUAAGAACAUUUUAUUAAAAAAAACCCAAAAACAAUUCAGUUUCAUGUAGGGGUGUAAUCGUGCGCCAUCACGGUUUGGUACAUAUUUCGCUUUUAAGGUCAGGAUUCGGUUUGUUGUGUAAGAGAACAAAACAGCUUAAAUAAAACGUAAAGAAUAUUUCUCCCAAAAAAACUACAAUAACAAAAAGUUGUAUUUUCCAGACUACAAGUUGUUACUUUUUGCCGUGCUUUGAACGGUGCAGCUAAUUCAUGGAUUUGUCUUUGCUAACAGCCAUAAUGUUGUGCCUUGAACCGGAAGUACCGUAAUUUCCGGACUAUAAGCCGCACCUGACUAUAAGCCGCACCAGCUAAAUUUAGGGGAACAUACAGAUUGCUCCAUAUAUAAGCCGCACCCGACUAUAAGCCGCAGGGUUUUGAUGUGUAAUUAGCGUAGUAUAUAGGGGUUCCUGCUACCACGGAGGGGAUUGUCGGGACAGAGAUGACUGUUUGGGAACGCAAAGCGUCCCAUUUAUUAACAAUAAAUCUUUCAAUCAUUCAAUCAAACUUUCACAUCUUUGACAUGGCGAACAGCAUUCGUGCAGAGUACAAAUAAUACAACGGUGCAAAGUAAUACAAAGUGCUCACCUGUACGUUAUCAAAAUAACCAGCCUACCGGUAUAUGAAAAGUCAGUCUUUAAUCAUUGUGUCAUCGUCUUCCUCCUGCGUAGUAAAACCACCGAAAUCCUCUUCGUCGGUGUCGGAGAAGAACAGGCCGUAAAUAAGCCGCACCCUUGUAUAAGCCGCAGGGACCAGAACGAGGGGAAAAAGUAGCGGCUUAUAGUCCGGAAAUUACGGUAUAAGUCCCGUUUAUACUACCAUACGUCCAUAGCGUUUCUGCUCCAAAACAUUCGUCAUUCAUCAUUUCAAGCAACGUUUGCAAGUCUUACAAUACAACUAAAACAAUUCUUACUUGCUUAACCGUCUAAUGUCUGAGUGUUUUCAUGCAUAUUUCUACGUGCUAGCGUGAUGCAAUAGCAUGAGCAAAUAUGCUGUCUGUGUUAGUACUAUUAACUAACAAUAGAAUUCUCAUUCUAUCGUUUCAGUUUCAUAAAUCCACCAAAACGUCAGCGUGGAGUUAUUGAGUCUGUUUAGCUGAAUUUAGAGCUAGCUUACGCAGCUAGUGGGUCCAUGACCAUGACUUCUGUUUUGUUUGAUCAGCCGUUUUACUGCCGUGUUACAGACACUGUUUGGAAACAAUUAAGGUGUGUAAGUAAACAUUUACAAAAUCUUUAGUACCGGUAUAUAUUUGCGGCUUAUAGUCCGGUGGCUAAUAUAUGCAAAAAUAUUGAUUUCUCCUCAAAUUUGGUGGGUGUGGCUCUACAGGCGGGAAAAUACGGUAAUGGUAAUAACAUCUAGAAAAGCACUUAGGCCUUAUCCCCUAGUAGUAAAUACUCAUUUUGUUCGUCUGUCGCUUCCAAACAGGCAGCGAGAGGGUUCACUCUUUGCAUCGGCGUCAGCUACUGGGCACGCUUGUUUUAUAACAGAAUGAAAUAAACAGAGUGAACCCUCUUGUCAGUCAUCCACUAUCCACAUGGAGAAGUUUAGCCUUGCAACUUGAACAUACAAUAACGUAGUAUAAAUGAUCCGGAUCAGCCCCAAAUUGUAAUCACUUGUUUUCCAUCCAAUUUCUGACACUUGCUGAAAACAACACCUUCCGAGCUACGUUGCUAACUGACGGACGCAGGCCAAUACAUAACCUCCUGGUGGACGCAAUUGUCCAAUAAUGUUUAAUACAUAUUUAAUAAUAUACUUUAUUAGCUCAAAAAAAAAUCACUUAAUCAAAUAUUCAAACACAGUGUUACCGUUCAAAUUGUGUUCAAUAUUACAGUGGCCAAAAUAUUUAAUAUACUUGUUAAAUAAAACCUCUGCUUUGUUUUUAAUGAAUACUUAGACCAGCGGUUCUUAACCUUGUUGGAGGUACUCAACCCCACCAGUUUCAUAUGCGCUUUCACCGAACCCUUCUUUAAUGAAAAAUAAAAAUGUUUUUUUCUUAAUUUAAUCUUAAUUUAUAAAUAUAAAUCAUGAAAUGAUGUUAUUAUAUUAAAUAAAUACUAAUAAAGAUAUAUUUUACAAACAGAACGUUACAGGAAUGUACACAUGAUCCCAUGUUUACAUCUCAUUGUGCAAAAUGUGAAUGCUUUAGUGGGAACUAAAUGCGAUAUCGGAAAGGGGUACAAAUUAUUUCCAAAGCAGGACCCCCACCCAGACAUACAGUCCCCAACUUUUAUUGUGUUCCGUGUGGCGACAAGUAAGUAAAGAAUGUUGUGUAGCCAAACAUGCGAUGAGUACCGUUACACCCCGACAGUAUUUUCAUGUCUUUGAUUUAAAGAAGCAGUUUUUGUACUCCUAACUUCAUGUGAAGACUGCCUCUACAUGUGUGCAAUGCAAUAUAUAUUAUACAAUAUACAUAUUUUAU